AUGGCCGAUGACGGUUCACCGGAUUACAAGGCGCUCUUCCUUAGGGCGGAAACGGAACUAAGGCAGGCAGAAGAGCGAGUGAGACGGGAAGAAGGGUUGCGAAGGCAGGCAGAAGAACGAGUGAGACAGGAAAGAGUGCGCACUCAGAAGACAACACUCGGGGAGCUCAUCAAAAGUUGUCAUGAUUCAUUCUCCCGGCCUUUGCAGGUUGGAACGCCAUCCCGCUCCACAAAGGGGACUAUUCCACUACCCGCUGGAAAAUACUGCCCCACAUAUCUUUGCUUUUGGUCCAGCUGUCCAGUUCAACUGCAAGAUACCUAUGAUGCCGUUUCCAAUUUCCUGCAACCAACUGGAAAAGAUGCACCUCGGCUAUUCACAUCUCUUCUUGAGCUGAAUGGACUUGGUCAGCGAUAUUCUUCUCGAAUACUACGAAGUGAAAAGGAUCUGGAGAAUUACGAGCGAGCUGCAGUGGAAGACCACGUCCAUGAUAUCAUAGCUGAGCUAUGUAAAAUACCUGAUGCCCGAGAGAGAUUCCGGCUUGGUGAUGGGAUCACGUUUGAAAAUCAUGAAAAUCUUCUACGGACGUCAGAAGAGUCAGAUAAUUAUGACGCAGAAUUGAUUGAUGAAUCCAGUUUACAGCAUCCCAACCCAGAUUCAUUCUGUAUUCAUCGAAUCAACAAUUCAACCAAUAUUUUACUUAUGACGGUUGAGUAUAAACCACCACACAAGCUCUUAGUUGAAAAUCUCCGAGUGGGUCUUCGGUCAAUGAGGUUCUGGGAAGAAGUUGUUCAGAGAAACACAAUCCCCACAGGCAAGGAUGAAAAGCUGAGAUAUAAUGCAGAACAGCUUACUGGCUCAGCAUUGGUUCAGGAGUAUCAUGUCAUGAUUCAACAUGGACUGGAAUACUCCUACAUAACUAAUGGACUUGUUAUCAUUCUUCUUCAUGUUCCAUAUGAUAAUCCUAGUUCACUCUAUUAUUAUCUCUGUGAACCAAACAUGGACGUGAUUUCAGAGGAUCCUGAGGUAUUUCACCCAUCAAAGACAGCUGUUUCCAGAAUAUUAUGUCUCUGUCUGAUGAGCUUUCUUUCAAAUAUCCGUGAUCAUAAAUGGCGGAAUGCUGCAAGAUCUCAACUACAUAUAUGGAAGACAAAUUUUGAUUUUGCACGGUCACAGAUCCCUGAUGAAGAGCUGCGACAAAGUCCUCCAGGAUCAGUAUAUGCAAGCUCAGAAUAUAUGCCCUCUGAACAUCUGCCAUUGUCUCCAUUUCAGCUCAGUCAUCGAAUUUUUACCCGAUCUCAAGCUGCCUGUACACCAAUGGACACUUCACUUCGGAGUAAUCAUAUAGAUUCUUCUGGCUCUGAUUCUGAUCAAGCAACACACAGUCGGAAGCGGGGCUUCAGUCAAGUAAUGUCUUCUCCACCUAGCCAGCGUCCAUCAGUUCGUUCAGAAGGUACCAAAUCAUCAAGCAGGCAGAGCCAACACACAGCACCUUACUGUACACAGCGAUGUUUAUUGGGUUUGAAACAAAAAGAUGAAUUGGAUCAUCAAUGCCCCAAUGUUUCUCUCCAUCAGCAAGGCCAGAAUGGUGAUCGACAUCUUAUUGAUGCAAUGAAGCUGGUGCAUCUUCUGAAGGAACAACUUGAUCAUGACCUUGAUCAUAACUGUACACCAUUUGGAAUAUGUGGAUCAUAUGGUGCACCCAUCAAGAUCACCUGUGCUGCAUAUGGCUACACUGUAGUUGGAAAGGGGACAACAUCUGGGCUUUGGAAACAUGUUUCACGUGAAGCGGAGAUAUACCAGGUUCUUCAGAAAGCACAGGGUUCGGCUGUCCCUGUAUUCCUGGGGGCGAUUGACUUGAAAUUGAUCUUUUUUAUCCAUCGUGCUGGGGACAUCCGCCAUAUGCUUCUUAUGGGUUGGGCUGGGGAAAAAUUAGAGAAUGACAAUGACAGGUGGUCCUCGGCGCUACACCGUGAAAUCUCAAAAUCGAAGAGGGAAAUCCGUAUGCUGGGAGUCGUGCAUAAUGACUUGCGGCCUGAUAACAUGUUAUGGAAUAUCGAACUGCGUCGGGUUCUGAUCAUAGACUUUCAUCGAUCUACCAUAGACCCACGCCCGAUGAAACAGCGGGUUGGAUCCUUGAAAAGGUCACUCGAUCAGCCGGACAUGUCAAAACGAUCCCGUAUUAAACAUAGCUGGGCUGAGCACGAUAUUUCUACUACAAGAGGAUCAGGCAUUCACAGUAGCUCCUGA
Messenger RNA from Paracoccidioides brasiliensis Pb18, 2247 nucleotides. RefSeq lists its product as uncharacterized. The record is from RefSeq and is a predicted model, not a curated record. Bases 1 to 2247 code for a protein of 748 amino acids. The transcript has a single exon.